GAUACAGUUCCUUCCUCUACUUCAACCCAUGUCCUUGAGUUCUUCCGUCCCACAUCAUGCACCGAGGGUUAUAAGUGUUCCCGAAGUAGGAAUUGAAGGUGACAAGGGACUCUAGAGCGCAUGGAGACAUCAGUGGACCAGACCAUGGAUAAGGUGUCCUACACACAGAGUAACCCACUGUUUGACUUGUCCCUCAGCACCACUGACCUCUACAGUUUCCAGCCCGAGGAUGUGAAGCGAGCGAGGCCCAGGAGACAGUGGUGUUUCAAUGUGGUCAUUGUUUACCUCAUUUUACAGACCGCUCUUAAUGCCUUUCUCAUUUAUAAAGUUUUCACUGUGGAAUCUUCAGUGUCAGAGCCCCAGCUGGAAAGGCUGAUGUCGAGACUCCCUCACACCUUCCAGACUCGACUCUACAACAACAGUCGAGACACGGAGACCCUCAGGGGCCUUCUGUGGGCCCUGAAGAGCCAGGUGAGCGGGCUGUGUGGAGAGCAGGGUCCGCUGGAGAGACUGCAGGCUGGGCUGAGCCUGCUCAACAGCAGCACACACACCCUGGAGCGCCACGUGAACACCAUCAGCCUCCAACCAGGAGCUCCUGGUUCUCCAGGUAGAGAGGGGCUUCAAGGACCUCAAGGUGUGCCAGGAGAGAGAGGCCUCAAAGGUGACAGUGGUGUUGCUGGCCCUCUAGGACCUAAGGGUGAAAUGGGACUCAAGGGCCAACCUGGAGAGCCUGGAGUUGAUGGUCAAAUUGGACCCAGGGGUUCAUCUGGGGUCCCAGGAGCCCCAGGGGAGCAAGGUCCAGGUGCAAAGGGAGAGAAAGGAGACCUGGGGGCCCAAGGUGUAAGAGGACCUCCAGGUUUCAAUGGAACUCAAGGCCCCCCCGGUUUCCCCGGUGCCAAAGGAGACAAGGGAGACCCAGGAAUAACACAAGAGAAGCUGGUGCGGCUGGUCCCGGGGCCAUCUCGAGGCCGGGUGGAGGUGCAGCAUAACGGGGUGUGGGGCACCGUGUGUGACGACAAAUUCGACACCGUGGAUGGGAAGGUGAUCUGUAAGAUGCUUGGCUUCCAGACCGCCUUCAGCACCUUCACUGCCAGCGGAGGGACCGGGAGGAUCUUGCUGGAUGAGCUGCAAUGUUUGGGAACAGAGUCAAACAUCUUUAACUGCCGUCACAGUGGAGUGGGUGUUAACAACUGCAAUCACAGCGAGGACGCCGGGCUGCUGUGUGUUUAGAGUCCACUCUGAAGAAUGUGUUUCAAAACCAUUCAUUGACAAUAUGCACAUGUCUCACUGGGGAUAUGAACAAUUAAUUGUGCUGCUACUAAUGAUGUCCACAGCUGGAUUUAAAUUCAUAUUAUUGAAACACAGCAUAUAAAAUGGCUUUUAGUUAAAUUGUCACUGCAUCACUUAACAAGUUCUGUCUGUAAAAUUGAUAAUGGCAUAAAAAUGUUCCUGGAAAAUA
Molecule: messenger RNA, 1459 nt
Organism: Trematomus bernacchii (emerald rockcod)
Lineage: Eukaryota; Metazoa; Chordata; Actinopteri; Perciformes; Nototheniidae
Gene: marco
Product: macrophage receptor with collagenous structure
Exons: 11
Coding region: 121-1230 (369 amino acids)
Cellular component (GO): membrane
Source: RefSeq, a predicted model, not a curated record